UUAUGCAGUGGGCUGUCUGUCUCAGCCCAGAUGUAAACAGGAUUCCCCUCAGUGGGAGGUGUCCUUAAACCGGCAAAAAUAAAUAACAUUAAAUAUACACGCAUACGUGUUACACAUACUCACGCACCAUAAAUGUGCAGGCCUGGUUUACCGAAUGGCUAUUUUUGUAGCAUAUUCGUUCGAUUCAUUUUUUGUUAACUUACAAAUGUGCAUAGCAUGAAGAUGUUCCUCCCACGUAUUUAGUUAAUAUUAGACAAACAGUUAGACUAAAGUUGACUACUCAGUUCUUGACCACAAUUUAGUAGCGACAAUUUAACCAGACAUGCACGUGUCAUUUAAACUGGAUAUCAUCGGAAGAAUACAUUGCAGAACAGUGGUGGUGAGAUCUAUGUUGUUGGAACAGGAAACGACAAACUGCAGUUUCAAAGUGAAACGACCAGAAACAACCAGAGGUAAUGUUGGCUAGUCUCAUAGGCAGAUCUAUAGGUGUGGUAAUGUGUAGACACGGUCAGCGGCAACAAUCCAGAAAGUAGUAACAGGCACACAGCAGGAGAUUGUUUGUGAACCAGGCAGAUGGAUAGCCCCUCUUCUAAAGUCAGGCAUCAAACCUGGAUCCAGAGCAGCAAAGAUUCGUGGCACAACCAGAACGUCCAGGACCUACCUGGACCACAGUGUGACCCAUCCUCCAACCUCCACUCAUCCACAGCCACAUCAUUUAAUAGCAUCAUCUCAGAUGGAUGCAGCGAUGGAAAGAUAGAGAGCUGGCUUCUUGGUUGUGGGAUGGGGACAGGAUCAGAGAACGCUGGUGGCCUAAAUGCUGAGCAUACAUGGAAAACUAGCUGUGAUGAUGACCUAAGCCUUGGUGCUGAUGCAUCUGCAAUCAAUCAUGGAGACAGUAAAUCACUAGUAGGCCUCUCACUGUUGCCACCUCCGGGCAACACAUCGAACAGCAGUCCCAGCACUAGCAAUCCACGGCAGAAGCCACCUUCUCUGAACCUCGGAAACAGUAUGGCUUCCAGCUGUCCGUCCUUCUCGAGCAUUAAAACCGUCUCAAGUGUGUCAGAGGUCUUGCAGUCUUGCUCGGAGGACGCGGAGGAGACGCUCUUCCAGCUGGGCUUCGGCCACGACAUGCCGCAGCCCCCCGCACGGGUACCCCCCAGGUUCUUCACCUUCCACUCCCAGCUCCAGGGCAUCAACUUCCGCCUCUUCCUCCAGUCCCAGCUGCAGAGGAUACAAGAGGAGGACCCCAACCUCUCCAUCGCCAGCCGUUUCAGACAAGUGGAAGCCCUCACGGCCACGGCGAACGCGUUCUACUCGCUCUUCUCCCACGUGUCCCGCACGCCUCUGACCAAGCUGGCCCCCCUGGAGCCCAACCUCGCCCUGUCCCCCGUGGAGAAGCUGGACCGCUUCCGCAGCGCCGUCAGCAGUGUCCGUAGCGAGCCGCGCUCCCCGGUGGAGAGGCUGAAGGACACCGUCUCCAAGAUGUGCCUGUACACCGGCGGCGCCCGGCGGGCCUCCGACGGCGCCUGCUCCCCUCUGGCCUCGCCCAGGAGGAGGCGCCGCCCCGGGCUGCCCGAGGUGGUGGACAUCGUCUUGGAGAACGCCAAGAUCAGAGCUCCCAAGAAACUGGAUUUCUUGGAGCCGUCUCUGGAUGUCCAUCCACACAUGGACAAAGAGGAGGAGGAGGAGGAAGAAGAAGAGGAGCCUGUGCAGCAGAUCACUGGGACUGACGUACCGAAGCAGAAGAUAGGCAACACGGGGUGUCACAAAGGAGUGGGGACCGGCGAGCCAUUAGAUAUGGUCGAGUCCGAUCGGACUGGAGUGGAGUCAUCAGACCUUGACAAGAGCAGGUCGGUGAACUCAGUCAGCAUGUGGCCCGAAUCAGGGGAAACUGCUUCUCGAAGAAAGUGGCAGCGUAUUUGCAAAGAGGCGGAUCUCAACCGUGAUGCGACGGAACGAUCGCUUGGUGACGCAGCUGCAAAUUCCCCCCGGGGAAUCAGGGUCAGCCACGACAUCAUAUUCCCAGCGAUAGUUGAGAACUCACAACACCACGCCCUCGUCUGCUGUUCACCGAAAGACUACGGCGACGUCAACCAUUUACCUCAAGUCUUUUCGGGGAGGAAGACCAGUCCUGUGAGGACAUGUUUAGGGCCGUACCGAUCCAAUAAGACCUGUGAACCAUCACCAAGCAGAAGCAGAGGAUGGUCUAUGAACUACUCCGAUGCUGAGAAGGUCUGUCGAUUGGAUUCGGCCGAUCCCCGUUUAAAUAAAUAUGCCAGUCGAGGAGGCCUGACGUUAAGACAUCAACUGGUGCCCGGCAGCAUUCACCCAUCGUGUUGCAACACGGUCACAGGCUGGGAAGAGGACCAUGUCAUAUCCUUAGCGGCACAAGGCCUCGAUCCCAGUUCAAAUUGUCCCAAGGAGGCUCUCCGCAGAGGGACAGGGCAGCCACUCAGUCCAUUGAAACAUCCGAAACUGAAGCACAUCUCAAAUAAAUUAAACCAGGCGAACUCUUUUGAAAUCGAGGAGGUGAGCAGCGCUGGAGAAGAGGAUUUUGGACAGUCCGAAAGUACACAAAUAACUAUAACAAAAAGUCAGUGCAAAGCGGCGAUGUUGGAGCGUGGAGACAGCAUGCAGUCAGACAGCAGCGGCUUCGCCGAGGAGGAGGUCCGCUGCUCUUCAGAGAGGGGUGGGAGCCGACAGGGCUGCUAAACAGACUGGACCCUUGGAUGGCAUCAUUGGUUUAAGAUUCACUAUUUAUUUGAAUAAAAUGUAAAAAGUAUUAUAACUAAACAAAUUACAGCAUGUUUCAAUUAUUUCAUCCUCAAUUAAACCCAGUGCUUUUAUGUGACGAAAAAUAAAAUGUCAUUUUGACAUUUUGGCUAUAUUGCUACAUUUUGCAAUAUGGUACAGAAUGUUUCAAGGGAAACAGAAUUUAGCUCACAUAAUUGAGUCAACACUCUGAAAUUAGAAAAACAAAAACAGGAAUUAUUUUUACAUUGUCAAAGACUGCACGGUAGUUGUGCCAAUGUGUCUGCUAACAUUUAGAGGUAGAUUCAGGAACACUUGGUUGCGAGAUGCUGUGCAAAAGGCAGUGAUUCACUAAGGUGCACCGCCUGUACUGUUUGCCCAUGAAGUAAAACAUUUGCAUCAGAAAAGGUGUUAAUCUACACACAUUGAGGU
This is a messenger RNA of Gadus macrocephalus (Pacific cod), 3183 nucleotides long. It is a transcript of the gene tespa1, whose product is annotated as thymocyte expressed, positive selection associated 1. The coding region runs from base 574 to 2712 and encodes 712 amino acids. The transcript has 12 exons. The record is from RefSeq and is a predicted model, not a curated record. Gene Ontology annotation, molecular function: signaling receptor binding. Lineage: Eukaryota; Metazoa; Chordata; Actinopteri; Gadiformes; Gadidae.